This is a messenger RNA of Osmerus eperlanus (European smelt), 1651 nucleotides long. Its product is annotated as butyrophilin subfamily 3 member A2-like. Gene Ontology annotation, molecular function: signaling receptor binding. Gene Ontology annotation, biological process: T cell receptor signaling pathway; regulation of cytokine production. The transcript has 19 exons. The coding region runs from base 24 to 1607 and encodes 527 amino acids. NCBI's taxonomy places the organism in Eukaryota, Metazoa, Chordata, Actinopteri, Osmeriformes, Osmeridae. The record is from RefSeq and is a predicted model, not a curated record. Gene Ontology annotation, cellular component: external side of plasma membrane.
UGAAACCAGAGUUUUAUAAUGGAAUGAUGCUGACCCUGUCUGGCUGUGUGUUCAGGAUGUUGUCCUCAGGAAUGAUGCUGACUCUGUGUGGCUGUGUGUUCAGGAUUCUCCUACUGCUCCACACAGCAGACUGCGUUACUCAUAAGGUCAUUACUCCAGUUCGUCAAAUCACUGCUGUGGCUGGUGAAAGUCUAGUUCUGCCGUGCUACGUCGACCCCAGCAUCAGUGCUGAGGGCUGGACGGUGGAGUGGUUGAAACCCUCAGAAGACAAAUACCAACGCACCAUCCAUCUUUACAAAGAGGGCAGAGAUGACAAUGAAUAUCAGAAUCCCUCCUUCAAGACCAGAACAACUCUGUUUAAAGAAGAACUGAAGACAGGCAACACCUCCUUGAAGCUGCUCUGGGUUAGAGGCACUGAUGAAGGAACUUACAAAUGUUUUGUUGGGUCACCUACCUUGGACUGGUAUGAUGAUUCCAACAUUGAAGUCCAUGUUAAAGCUGUAGGAUCUCAGCCAGUGGUCUCCAUUGAGGGACACAGAGGGGCAGGGAUGGGUCUGCUCUGUGAGACACAAGGCUGGUACCCUGAACCAGAGAUGGUGUGGCGGGACAUUGAAGGAGUCUCUCUCUCUGCUGAUCCUCCAGAGACGACCAGAGACUCUGAGGGACUCUACACACUCAGACUGAGGGUCACUGUUCAGAAGACAGAUAGAAACCUCUGCAUUUGUAGAGUGAAACAGAAAUACAUGGAGAGAGAUGAGACGGCAAAGAUUCAUGUUCCUGAUGAGCUGUUCUAUCAAGAUCACUCAGGGAAAUGGUCCUUGGCUGGGGUGUUUGGUGUCUCUGUCGUGGGAUUAGCUGUGGCCAUCUGUGUCCUGGUGAAGAGACAUAGAGAUAAAGGGAAGCGUUUCAAGGCCCAGAAAGAUGUUCUUAUGGAAGAGAUUGAUGUUCUUAUGGAAGAGAUUGUUGAUCUUAAGAAAAAGAAUGAUCGUCUUGAUAGAGAGAAGAGUGAGCUCAUUGGGGCGAAUGAUCGUCUUGAUAGAGAGAAGAAUCGUCUUGAUAGAGAGAAGAAUCGUCUUGAUAGAGAGAAGAGUGAGCUCAUUGGGGCGAAUGAUGAGAAGAUGGACGUGUUUGACCUGAAGAAAUACUCCAGAUCAGAGGAAGGUCUUCGGAGGCUGCUGUCAGUGGUCAAAGACUCCAAAACUGCUUUGCUGAAUGACUGUAACCUCUCAGCACAGUGCUGUGAAGCGCUGGCCUCAGCUCUCCCCUCCUCAGAUCUGACAGAGCUGGACUUGAGUAACAACAACCUGGGGGAUUCAGGCAUGAAGAUGCUCUCUGCUGGACUGAGGAAUCCACUCUGCAAGCUGGAAACACUGAGGCUGUCAGGCUGUCUGGUCACAGAGGAAGGCUGUGCUUCUCUGGCCUCAGCUCUGAGGUCCAACCCCUUCCACCUGAGGAAACUGGACCUGAGCUACAAUCAUCCAGGAGAAAAAGGAUUGAAGCUGCUCUCUGCUGGACUGGAGGAUCCACACUGCAGACUGGAGAAACUCAAUGUGGAUCAUGGUGGAGAGUGCUGGAUCAAACCUGGCCUUAGGAAAUGUGAGUAUUGACUGCUACUUGGUUCUAGUACACAAGGUCAUACAAGGGACAAUAC